Molecule: messenger RNA, 681 nt
Organism: Parascedosporium putredinis
Lineage: Eukaryota; Fungi; Ascomycota; Sordariomycetes; Microascales; Microascaceae
Source: the annotation of a GenBank genome assembly
AUGAAGUCCGUCAUCAGCCUCGCCGCCGCCUUCGCCCUCCUCGCUUCCGAGGCGUCAGCUCACUACAUCUUCCAGCAGGUGUCCAUUGCCGGCACCAAGCAUGGCGUCUUUGAGGGCGUCCGCCAGAACUCCAACUACAACUCGCCCGUAACCGACCUUGCUUCCAAGGACUUGGUGUGCAACGCAGGCGGUAUCAGCGGCGCUAGCACCCUUGUUCUCGACGCCAAGGUUGGCGAUGAGAUCGUUUUCAGCACCGAUACUGCUGUCUAUCACCAAGGCCCCAUCUCCAUCUAUGUCUCUAGGGCGCCGGGCUCUGUACAAGACUACGACGGAUCAGGAGGCUGGCGCAAGCUCUUCGACUGGGGCCCGACCCUCGGUGGCAACGGCCAGUCCUCGUGGCCCAUGUCCGACAACUACAAGUUCACUCUCCCUAGCUGCCUCCCCGACGGCGAGUAUCUCCUCCGAAUUCAAUCCUCGGAAUUCACAACCCUUGGCCCGCGGUUCUACGUUAGCUGCGCGCAGCUCAACAUUACCGGAGGUGCCGGCUCUGCGGACGCCUGGGAGCAGCCCGUUGAGAUUCCUGGUGUCUUCAAGCAGACCGACCCGGGCUACACCGCUAAUAUCUAUGACCCCAAUAUGAGCACAUAUACUGUCCCCGGUGGAGAAGUGAUGGGAUGCUAG